AUUAGCGAUUAAGGGCGAACAAGCUAGGGGAGUGGGGCUGGGAGGCGCUUGGAGGGAAAAGAGGGGAGGGUUGGAUCCCGGGCUGGCGGGGUACUGGAGAAAGAAGAAGGCACGUAGCCCCAUUCAUCUCUCCGCAGUCUGCGAAAAGAAAGGAAGGAGUGUGGGCUCUUGGUGCUUCUCCCGAGGAAGCCGUUUUACUCUUAGUCCCGGCCCGGAUUGAUCGUGUUGGCUGUUGACGACCGCUGGGCGUUCCCCGAAGUCCGGGUGCCCGUGCAGUCUGGAUUCCCGGAGCUGGUCACCAUGCCGGGCAGAUUUUAGCUCCCCCAUGGAGCAAACCAACUUCUACGAGGUCGAGUCCCGGCCCCCGAUGAGCAGCCACCUCCAGAGUCCCCACCACCAGCCUAGCAGCGCCGCCUUUGGCUAUCCCCGGGACUCGGUCCCUCCUCAGCCCCCUGCAACACCUGCAGCCGCCGCCGCCUCGGAACAGCUGGGCGACAUCUGUGAGAACGAAAACUCCAUCGACAUCAGCGCCUACAUAGAUCCCGCCGCUUUCAACGACGAGUUCCUAGCUGAUCUGUUCCAGCACAGCAAGCAACAGGAGAAAGCCAAAGCUGCCCUGGCGGGGGGCGAGUUCGACUACUCUCUGCAGCCGCAUCCUGCCGGCCACGCCAUGCACGGAGCCCACGGGCCUGGGAGCCACCCCCACGUCUAUGGCUGCAUGGCCGCUAGCUACCUGGACGGCAAAUUAGACCCCCUGUACGAGCGCAUUGGGGCCCCGGCCUUGCGACCACUGGUGAUCAAGCAGGAGCCCCGGGAGGAGGACGAGAAUAAGCAUUUGGCGCUGUCCGGCCUCUACUCCUACCAGGCGCAGCAGCAGCAACAACAACAGCAACCACCACCUCCUCCUCCACCCCACCACCACCACCAUCACCACCACCACCCGGCGUCCCACCUCCAGUACCAGAUCGCCCACUGCGGCCAGACCACCAUGCACCUGCAACCAGGGCACCCCACGCCGCCACCCACGCCUGUGCCCAGUCCUCACCACCAGCCACCGCAACCACCGCACCACCCACACCAGCAGAACAGUCUACCCCCGGGAGGGGGACUCAAGAUGAUGUCCACGGACCACCGGGGUAAAUCCAAGAAGUCAGUGGACAAGAGCAGCAGCGAAUACCGAGUGCGCCGGGAACGCAAUAACAUCGCUGUGCGCAAGAGCCGGGACAAGGCCAAGCAGCGCAACGUGGAGACCCAGCAGAAGGUGCUGGAGCUCACCAGUGACAAUGACCGGCUGCGCAAGCGGGUGGAGCAGCUGACUCGGGAGCUGGACACGCUGCGAGGUAUCUUCCGCCAGCUCCCAGAAAGUUCCUUGGUUAAAGCCAUGGGCAACUGCGCGUGAAUAAGCGCUUCCCUCCCGCCAGCCAGCCAGCCAGCCGUUCUCCAGCCUAGACUCCCGGUGGCCCUCGGGCCCUUCGUGGAUUCUGUCUCUCAGUUCCUCCAUCCGUCCCUCCGCGCCCACCCAGAUGCUGGACUGAAGGACAUUACUUUGGAGGCUGGUGGGUUUUGUGUUUUGUUUUUGUUUUUUAAAUUUCAGAACUGAUUGAUCUCGAGACUGUCCGAGACAGAAUGAGGAAAUUCCGGUGCCAUAAACCCUGGUUGGCUUUGAUUCUCUGUACCCCCUUUUCGACACCCCCCCAAGCUGGUCAGAAUCUCUUCGAUUUUGAGAUUUGGCCUUAGGUUGUUGUCUUCGAGUCUCUGUCUAGUUGAAAUUGGGGGUUGGGGUGGGGAAGAGAACAAGGAAUGAGGGUGGGGGGACGAGAAGGAAGGGAGAUCGAAGCCCGGAAGCCAGGGAGCUCUAGUAUUAAGUAAUAACCCUGUGCCUUAGGAGUGGAGACGCAUCUAAAUUGAAACUCUAAGAUUCCAAGUGUUUGCGGAGUGGAAGGAGCAAACCAUGUGCCUUUGCCAUUUGAUCUAGGGGUUCCCCUGUUCCUACACCCCCAACUACCGGACCCUUUCUCUAUCUCCCCACCUCUUUCUGCUUAGGAGAGAUGCGGGAGCCUGGGGAAAGGUCGUAGAAAAUGAAGUUCCACCAUCCUGUGACUGGGAUGUUUAAGGACAGGUGGUGGGCCUUGCCUCAGAGAAAAGGUGUAUGUGUAAAAGAAACUGGGGUGAGAGUAGAGAGAAGAGAGAGUGGGAGAUGCUUCCCUAGAUGCUGAACAAGAGAAAACUUGGUGAUAUUCCUAUGCGAAUAUUACAAAGUCCUUAAGAAGAGGGAAAAAAAAAACCCAGUAACUUGGCUUUAAGCCUGUGGUGGCUGCCCCUAGACUUGUGGGAGCCGAGUUUCUGGGCCGAGAUGGGGGUGUCUUUCUUCAGACUCAGUCCUAAAGAGGGGUUGGGCAGUGAUCGUCAGUCAGCUCUCCCCAAAAGAGGAGUGACUGAGGGGCCGAAGUUCUAAAUCAGCAACUCCCCCUCUCUUCCAAAGAAAUAGUGUGUGAAGAGCAGAAGCGCUGAGAGAGUCAGGAGACUAAUGAAACUAUCCCCUUGAGAAGGGGAGGAAGAAGCCAAACUCAGAGCAGCAAUGUCCGUACAAAAUGUCUGGAAGUUCUGGAAAAAAAGCACAAUGAAUAAAUUCCCAUGGGAUGGGGGAUUUGGUUACAAGAAGCGGCCAAGCUUGUUGCUUUUUCAAUUAUUGCAAGCCUCAAUCCCAAACUGGAUUUUAGCUGUGCCAGCAGCAGUGUGACUGUCCACCUUUGUGUGCUAAUUAAUGUUGUAGUCCCGUGCAUCACUUGUUUGUAUUUUUCACUCAGAUUCUGGCCAAGAAAUUUUCUUUGUUCAUGAGUGGAAGGGAGCUCCGCCUUCCUCUCCUUUUAUUAUUAUUGUUAUUUUCCUCUCCCUGAGGGAUAGGGAGAAGCAGAAUAUCCUCUACCUCCUUCUUCCCUUUGUGUCCCCUCCCACCAUCCCGGGUCCCCUGGGAGCAGUUCUCCAGAAGUGGUGCAGGAAAAAGGCAAAGGGAGACAAGUUGCCUGAUGGACGGGUUUGGGGUGAAUGAGAGAGGAACCUCAGAGAUGGUCUAGGAUCCCCUCCAGACAAUCUCAAUCAACGCAAAGAACUGGGCCCAUGCCAACAAGCCCAGCCCGACACCACCUCUGCGUUCUGGCCCUCUAACAGUCAGGAACUGGUGGGAGACUUUUUCCAAAGGCAUCCCCAUCCCCCCGCGGAGCAGUGUGCCCACGGGAAAUGGAGGCAUGGGAGGGUAGGGAGGAGAAGGAAAGGGCCAAGUUGUUUGUUGUUGUCAUUGUUGUGGGAAGAUAUUUUAUUUUCCAGAUGUGAUAGAUGGGAAUUUCAUGAUGCCUGUGUUAUGUACAAAAUAUAUAUAAAUAUAUAAAUAUAUUAUAUAAAUCUCUAUAAAAGUUGAGCUUGGUGUCUUUUUAAAGCCAAAGUGUCAAGGGCCAGGUCCCAUUCCUCAAUAAACAUUGCAUAUUCUUGAUGUAA
This is a messenger RNA of Antechinus flavipes (yellow-footed antechinus), 3492 nucleotides long. It is a transcript of the gene CEBPA, whose product is annotated as CCAAT enhancer binding protein alpha. The transcript has a single exon. Gene Ontology annotation, biological process: DNA-templated transcription; myeloid cell differentiation; regulation of transcription by RNA polymerase II. The record is from RefSeq and is a predicted model, not a curated record. Lineage: Eukaryota; Metazoa; Chordata; Mammalia; Dasyuromorphia; Dasyuridae. Bases 326 to 1399 code for a protein of 357 amino acids. Gene Ontology annotation, molecular function: RNA polymerase II cis-regulatory region sequence-specific DNA binding; DNA-binding transcription factor activity, RNA polymerase II-specific.